Molecule: messenger RNA, 252 nt
Organism: Thlaspi arvense
Lineage: Eukaryota; Viridiplantae; Streptophyta; Magnoliopsida; Brassicales; Brassicaceae
Source: the annotation of a GenBank genome assembly
AUGUCAAAGAAGAAUAUUGUUUUAAAAAGCUCAAAUGGCAUGAUCUUUGAGGUUGAAGAAGCGGUAGCCCUACAGCCGAAGACCAUAGCCUACAUGAUUGAAGAUGACUGCACCACUGACACAAUCCCUCUGGCCAAUGUCACAGGCGAUAUCCUCGCUUUGGUGAUCGAGUUGUCAUCGCUAAUUGUGAUGGUGGUGGUUCGUCUUCUUCCUCCCAAGAGGAUCUCAAGAACUGGGAUGCUCAGAUUAUGA